This is a messenger RNA of Anolis carolinensis (green anole), 2170 nucleotides long. It is a transcript of the gene neurl3, whose product is annotated as neuralized E3 ubiquitin protein ligase 3. The transcript has 4 exons. Gene Ontology annotation, biological process: negative regulation of Notch signaling pathway. Gene Ontology annotation, cellular component: postsynaptic density; plasma membrane. The coding region runs from base 553 to 1362 and encodes 269 amino acids. The record is from RefSeq and is a predicted model, not a curated record. Gene Ontology annotation, molecular function: ubiquitin protein ligase activity. NCBI's taxonomy places the organism in Eukaryota, Metazoa, Chordata, Lepidosauria, Squamata, Anolidae.
CAUAUUCAAGUGGAAUCUCCUUUCUUUCCUGUCGUUUGAAGCCAUUGUUAUGCAUCCUAGUCUCCAGGGCAGCAGAAAACAACCUUGUUCCUUCCUCCCUAUGACUUCCCCUCAAUAGUAUACAAAAAACAAUAGUUUCAAAACGAAAUUGAAACAGAUUUCUGCUAUGGUGCACACCUCUAACAUAUAUCCAAUGCUAUUGCAUUUGUCUGUCCUUGGAUGCAGGACCCCACCUAAGCAAGGAUGGUACCAAGAAGGUGGAAACAACAGCAGACAGAAAGAGAGAGUGAAACAAAAUCCGGUUCAGCUGGGCCGAGCGCCAGGCUCCUGGCAUUGCCUGUGUGUGGCAAUGGCUCCCAUUACAAUAUAUAUUGGAAAUCCCCUCCAUGCACAUCAAUAAAACCGUGCGUCUCGUGACGGCUUGCAAACACAACAGUGCCGAUGAUUAAUUUUUAACCCGCAGUAUAAUAACAGCUUCCUUUCUCGGUGGCUUAGCAACAGAAGCUCUCCUGAAAUUGAAAGGGCAGCGUUGGGAAAAGGAAACGGCCGGCGAUGGGAGCGUGCCUGUGUCCCCCAAACGAUUGCGACAUCUCACACCGAGGGCCCUCCGCCCCGCUCUUCUUCCAUCCGUACGUCAAAGGGUCCCAAAUCGUCAUGGACGAGUCCCAUCGCACGGCCAGGCGAGCGGCCACUUUCCGCGACGGCCUCGUCUUCUCCAACCGUCCCGUCAGGGUUUACGAGAAGGUGGCUCUGAGGAUCUCCAAGGACGAUGGCAAGUGGCACGGUGGCUUGAGGGUGGGCUUCACCUGGGAAGACCCUUCCUGCCUGAAGCCCCGGGACCUGCCUCCCUUCGCCUGCCCAAACCUGAUCCGGCGAGGGAAGACCCGUGCCCGCCUCUUGCCGGACGAAUACUGCGAGGAAGGCACCGUGGUCAGCUUCUGGGUGGACACUCGUGGCCGCGUUCUUUACAGCAUCAACGGGGAGCCGGAACAAUUCUUGCUCUUGGAUAAGGUCUUGGUGACCUCUCCGCUUUGGGCUGUGAUGGACAUCUACGGCAGGACCAAAGCCAUCCAGCUGUUAGAUCCCUCGAGCCUUGCCACAAAUUGUGAUAGUCACCGUCUGCUUCCGUUGACUUGCAAGGUCUUCAGUGAGUCGAACGGUCCUGAAGUUUCACAUCUUUCGGGAAAACGAAGCCGCGACGAGUGCGUCAUUUGCUUGGAGCGCGAUUCCAACGCCAUGAUGCUGCCAUGCUCCCAUGCCAACUUUUGCACCGGCUGCUCCUUAAAAAUCCUCAAAACCAGCGGACGGUGCCCGCUUUGCAGACGGAAAGUGAAGAAAAUCCUCAACUUCUCCGUUUUUUAGCCCAAAAAAAGAGGCUUCGGGAAGGUUAUUCGAGCUGUUGGGACGUUUCAUCCCGACAGAAGCGAAAACGAGGAGACAAGAUUCAAAGGGAAGAAAGAAAAAGUGUCUCUUUCGUUGUGAGCUUGUUGGAACGAGGUGUGAAGUCACCACCACACAAGUGUCCAGUAGUAUUAACUAAACCAGGGGUCCUCAAACUUUUUAAGUGGAGAGCCGAUUCACAGUUCCUCGGACUGUUGGGUGGCCGGACUAUGAUGAAAUAGUCCAAAAUUAGGAUUGUUGUUGUUGUGUGCCUUCAAGUCAUUUCAGGCUUAGGUCGACCCUAAGUCUAAAGUUUAGGACAGAGGCCAGGUCAAUGACCUUGGAAGGCUGCAUCUGGCCAAAGAGCCUUAGUUUGGUGACCCCUGAUCUAGACGAUUUCAUAAGACCAUAGGUAAGCCAAGAGACCUCCAAAGACCAUUGAGAUGUAUGGAAAACAUUGACUACAAAAAUGCGUUGGAUAAUCCAGAACGUUGGAUAAGCGAAUGUUGGAUAAGUGAGACUCUACUGUAAAUGAAAACAGCAGGAAUUGGUCCUGUAGAUUCAGGGAUAAUACUACGUAUAUACCAGUAAUUAUUUCCCAAUAUUUUCAUUGUUACUACCUUGUUUUCCAGUGGUGUCUAUUUUAGUUGUUCAUUCUUGUCCAGGCAUGCUUGGUUUAUAAGUUUCAAUGUUGUAUAUUUUAACGUGAUUGUAAUUUCUCUAUUGUUCAAACUUGUUUGAGUCCUAUCCGGGAGAUAGGGCGGUAUAUAAAUAAAGUUUUAUUAUAUUA